This is a messenger RNA of Monoraphidium neglectum, 1563 nucleotides long. RefSeq names its product putative Diphthamide biosynthesis protein 2. The coding region runs from base 1 to 1563 and encodes 520 amino acids. Gene Ontology annotation, molecular function: 2-(3-amino-3-carboxypropyl)histidine synthase activity. Gene Ontology annotation, biological process: protein histidyl modification to diphthamide. The transcript has 6 exons. NCBI's taxonomy places the organism in Eukaryota, Viridiplantae, Chlorophyta, Chlorophyceae, Sphaeropleales, Selenastraceae. The record is from RefSeq and is a predicted model, not a curated record.
AUGCUGGAGGAGGCACCGGCCGUGGCGCGUGCCCUGCAGAACGAGCUAUCUGGCUGCUCCCACGCAAAGGUGUAUGUGCUGGCAGACACUACAUACAACCCGCUCAGCAUCGACGAGGUUGCGGCGCAGCAUGUCAACGCAGACUGCGUGGUUCAUUUUGGCCACGCAUCUCUCACGCCGGUCACCCGCACGCCGGCGCUCUGCGUCCUGCCCCGCGCGCCACUCGACGUUGCGGCGUGCUGCGGGCACCUCGCCGCGGCGCUGCGGGAGCACGGCAGCGCUGGCGAUGGGGGCGCUGGCGAGGGGGCGGGCAGCAGUGGUGUGGCCGACUGGGCGCUGGUGGUUUAUGACCAGCUGUACGUGCAUGCGGUCGAGCAGCUGAAGGGGCAGCUAUUGGAGGUUUAUCAGGGGCCGCUGAGGGUGGAGUUUGCAGACGUGGCGCCGCUGCUGCUGGACCCACCCAAAGCAUCGACAAGCGGGAUCGCCGUGGCGGGCGAAGGCGGCGGAGGCAGCUGCUGCAGGGGCGCUGGCUGCGGCGGCGCCGGCGCAGUUGCGGGCGCUGAAGGGACCGGCAUAGCAGGUGCAGCGACGGAAGAACCUGGGGCCCAGCACCCGCCCUGCAGCAGCACAGCAGCAGGCGGACGUUGCGAGGCGGCCGCUGGGGCGAUGAGCAGCAGCAGCAGCAGCAGCAGCCGAGAUGCAAACGAUUACGUCGCAGGGGCAGAGGCCAGCAGCAGCAGAGGCAGCGGCAGCAGCAGUAGCAACGGGUAUUCACCGCCGCCACUUGGUGGCCUCAUCUGCGCAGCCGCGUGGGCGGGCAUUGACCCCGCAGACGGCUUCAAGGCCACGGCCGGCCUCAGCGACAGCCUGUCGCGGCUGCUGCGGCGGCGGUACUUUUUAGUUGAGAAGGCGCGGGCCGCGAGCAUCAUCGGGCUGCUGGUGGGGACGCUUGGGGCGGCGGGAUAUCUGGAAGCCCUGGAGGCACUGCGGAAGCUGGCCGGCCAGGCCGGCAAGAAGACGUACACGCUGUUGAUGGGCAAGCCCAGCCCCGCCAAGCUGGCAAACUUCCCCGAGAUCGAGGUGUUUGUGAUGGUGGCGGAGCCCCAGGGGCUGAUCCUGGACUCGAAGGAGUUUUUGGCGCCCAUCAUCACGCCGCACGAGGCGCUGCUCGCGCUUACAGGGCAGCCGCUGGAACUGGGAAGCUACCGGCUCGAUUACGGGGAGCUGUUGAGCUGGCACAGGGGGGCUGGUGGCGACGGCGGUAGCGGCGGCGGCGGCGGCCAGGGGGAGGGACCCGUAGAGGAGGAUGGGGCCGGGGCGGGCGUGUCCGGAGGGGGUGCGCUCGUCGCUUCGGGCGGGCUGCACCUUGGCAGUGCGGCUGCAGCGGGGGACCCACGGCAGCGACAGGUGGUGGCGCGCAGCGCUGCAGAGUAUCUCACGAAGGCGCGGACGUUCCAGGGGCUGGAGACACCGGCGACCGGGGCGGACAUCAAGGCAGCGGAGCUGGCUCUGCCAGGGCGCUCUGGGCGGGCCGCGGGGUAUGUUGAUGAGCCAGGACAUUGA